AUAAAUUUAUUCAUUAAAUACAAGAAUGCAUUAUAUUUCUUUCAUAAUAAUUUUAUCAUUAAUUAUCAACGAAUCGUAUUCUGAUCAAAUUGAUAACGAUGAAAUCGAGUGUAUUCCACAUAACUCGACUCACAUGGAUUUAACAUGGGAACGAUAUAAAGUAAAAUUUCAAAAAACGUAUUCCAGUUUAUUAGAAAGGCGUCGUAAAAAGGCAUGGAUCGAAAACUGUAAACAUAUUUAUCAGCAUAAUGCCGCAGCGGCAAAAGGUACACAUUCGUAUACUUUACGGCCGAAUCAUUUAUCAGAUUUGACGAAUCAUAAUUAUCAUCGUCAAAUGAUAAAAUUAACAAAAAGUCGGCGUCGAAAAUUGUCAAUGGAUGAAGAAAUUGUUGGAUCAACUCAUGGUCAUAUAGAACAUUUACCUAAAGAGAUUGAUUGGCGUGAAAAAGGUUUCAAAACUCCCCCAGUUGAUCAACGGGAUUGUGGUUCAUGUUAUGCUUUUAGUAUAGCUCACAUUUUAGAAGCACAGCUUUUAAAAGAAACAGCAAAAUUGGUACCGUUAAGUGAACAACAAAUUAUUGACUGCAGCACUAAAAGUGGUAAUUACGGAUGUAAUGGUGGUAGUUUACGCAAUACUUUACGGUAUUUAACUACAAUUGGUGGUAUUGAAGGUGCCGAAGAGUAUCCAUAUGAAGCAAAGUCCAAAAAAUGUAAAUUCGAUCGAGGUAAAAUUGUUACUAACGUCACUACAUGGUCAAUUUUACCAGCUAGGGAUGAACAUGCAUUGCAAAAAACCGUAGCCAAUGUAGGACCUGUGGCUGUUUCAAUUAAUGCAAGUCCUAAAACUUUUCAACUUUAUCACAGAGGGAUUUACAACGAUGACCAAUGUUCUUCAAACAGUGUGAAUCAUGCAAUGAUUAUUGUGGGUUAUACAAAAGACGCAUGGAUAUUGAAGAAUUGGUGGGGUGAACAUUGGGGUGAAAAUGGUUAUAUGAGAUUACGUCGACAUAAAAAUUUAUGUGGUAUAGCUAAUUAUGUUGCAUAUGCGAAAAUUAUUAAUUAA
Molecule: messenger RNA, 1063 nt
Organism: Chrysoperla carnea
Lineage: Eukaryota; Metazoa; Arthropoda; Insecta; Neuroptera; Chrysopidae
Product: procathepsin L-like
Exons: 6
Coding region: 26-1063 (345 amino acids)
Cellular component (GO): lysosome
Molecular function (GO): cysteine-type endopeptidase activity
Source: RefSeq, a predicted model, not a curated record